Molecule: messenger RNA, 450 nt
Organism: Chenopodium quinoa (quinoa)
Lineage: Eukaryota; Viridiplantae; Streptophyta; Magnoliopsida; Caryophyllales; Amaranthaceae
Exons: 1
Coding region: 1-450 (149 amino acids)
Molecular function (GO): nucleic acid binding; RNA-DNA hybrid ribonuclease activity
Source: RefSeq, a predicted model, not a curated record
AUGUGGUACUUAUGGAAUCGGAGAAACGAGAUGAUCUUCAAUGGCAAGGAGGUUUACCACCCUGUUAUUGUUGAGCGUACCCACCGCCUUGCGGCUGACAGCAGCUCUUACAUGAAGAGGAUAUACAGAGGGAUCAAAAGGCAUCCAUGGCGCAACUCCAAAGUUUGGAAAGCACCACCGAAAUGCAUUAUCAAGCUCAAUUGUGAUGCUUCGUUGGGUGUUGAAGGUUGGGUAGGAAUGGGGGUGAUUGCUAGAGACUGGAAGGGGGACACCCUUUUUGCUGUGACCAGGAGAGUGAGAGCCCAUUGGUCUCCAAUUAUUGCAGAAGGGAAAGCGAUUGAGUUAGCAUUACAAAUUGCAAAGCGCUAUGGCUUGACAGAGAUUAUAAUCGAAUCGGAUAGCCAAGUCCUCCCGCUUAUCCAAAGCAUCGAUCUUCUUCAUGGACCUUGA